AUGUUCAAGACGACCAUAGGACCAAGCGCGGCCGCUCUGGUCUAUCUCAGACCCGAGACGGCUCAAGGCCAGUUUCUCAACUUCCGGAGGCUGCUGGAGUUUGGGCAAGGAGCAAUACCGUUCGCAUCGGCGACCAUUGGAAAGUCGUACCGCAACGAGAUCUCACCUCGUUCUGGAUUGCUUCGAGUCAGAGUUCCUUAUGGCCAAAGUCGAGCACUUUGUGGACCCGGGGACGAGCAAGAGCCAUGA
Molecule: messenger RNA, 249 nt
Organism: Drechmeria coniospora
Lineage: Eukaryota; Fungi; Ascomycota; Sordariomycetes; Hypocreales; Ophiocordycipitaceae
Exons: 1
Coding region: 1-249 (82 amino acids)
Biological process (GO): mitochondrial glycyl-tRNA aminoacylation
Cellular component (GO): cytoplasm; mitochondrion
Molecular function (GO): glycine-tRNA ligase activity
Source: RefSeq, a predicted model, not a curated record